AGUGUUCAGUAGUAUUAUAUUCAGAGAGCGCAGUGUUCAGUAGUAUUAUAUUCAGAGAGCACAGUGUGUAGUAGUAUUAUAUAUCUUGAGGGUACAGUGUGCGAUUGUAUUCUAUUCAGAGGAUAAAGUGUGUGGUAGUAUUAUUUUCAGAGAAGUCCGUGUUUGGCAGCAUUAUAUUAAUUAUCAUUUUCAUAUAGAGGAUCAGACUCCGCUGACAAAGUAAUGAACCAAUGCCAUCUGGGCGUCAAGUUCUGCAGAGAGAAGAUUUAGCUGGACCCACUGAAGACUCAUCUACAGCUAUCUUAUUUGUGUUUAUUGUUGACUACUCUACAGAACAGCUAUACAGAAGACUCAUCAACAGCUCUUUUCUUUUGCUUUAUUGUCUACUACUUAUCAGAGCCGCUUUUCAGAAAAUGCCGGGCUGCAUUGUCAACGGUUGCAAGUCAAGGAGCGUAAAAGGCGACCAUAAUAUCAUCAUGCAUUCCUUCCCAAGAGAGAGGGAUCGUAUCAUGGCAUGGCUAUUGGCUACAGAUCAAGAGUUUCCCAAAAUUGAUGAACUGGUUGACCACAUUCAUCUCUCUAAAACGAACAAUUAUCGGCUCUGCUCAGCCCAUUUUAAAACUACUGACUAUACCUUUAAUCCAAAUACAGGAAAACAGAGGCUCACCCCCUUUGCCGUUCCUAGUAUUUUCCCUACACGGGAUAUACAAGUUCAAGCUGCCGAGGCAGUUGAGGCUGAAAUCCUGAAUCCUCAAAAGAGGAAAAGAUUGGAUGAAGACGUAGCUUCAACCAAUGGUUUAAAGCCAGGGGAAAUGUGCCCAACCUGCCGAAAUAUUGUACCUCAUGUUAACCCAACUGAAACGGAGCCACAAGCCUCAGAGAUAACGAAAAAGGAAGCAGCAACUAUAUUUGACAGGAAUUGGGGAACCGGAAAUCAGUGUAUACAAGUAAAACCUACAACUUUCUCUAUAAAAAUACAAUGCAGAAGACUGGUUAGAAAAAAAAUCUUGAGAAAAAAAAAAUCAAGACAAAGCUUGGUAUUUGGAAACCUGCCUUCGGAGCCAUUGCAAGGUGCCAGUGUAAUAUUUUCGACUCCGAAAAAAAAUAUAGGACCAACUGGAUCAGCAACUCUUAACAGUGUACCUGAGUUUCAAGAAAGUUGUAGAGCUAGACACGAACUACUACCUGCCACGCUUUUAUCCAAAUUGACAAUUUGACCCUGAAGUCACUGUUAUUGUGGAGGAAUCUACUCUGCAUGCCCCUAUAUCUGUUUUAGAAGUAGAUAAAAGUUUAUCAACAAUCACAACUCCAGUCUCAACAAAUGAAAGUAGUUCAAGUGAUGAUGAGGGAGACUCAGUUCAUUCAGAUGAUGAAGACUACGAAGAAGAGGACAGUCAGCAUGUGCUGAGUGAAAAAUUUGUAAAUGUAAAUGUACCACAUCAUGAAGAAAGAAAAUUCAUAGUUUAUGAAAGCUGUUUGGACACAUUACUAUACAAGAUGCCUUGUACCUCUAAUCCACCCUGCAACAAAAAAAUACUAAGAGUGUAUAAAAAAACAAAGGGAUCAUAUAUUUCAGUCUUUGCUGAAUGCGAGGCCAAACAUUUAAAACGCAUAUGGCAGAGCCAGCCCUGAUUGGGAAAGAAACCAUUUGGAAAUUUACAGUUAGCUACUGCUAUCAUUACUAGUGGAAACACUUACAUCAAAAUCCAACAGUUCCUAAAAAUAUUUAAUAUUUUGGGAAUUAGCCAGGCUACUUACUACCGUAUCCAAAAAAUAUAUAUAUUUCCUGCAAUUGAAAAUUCUUGGACAAUUAAUCAAAAAUUAGAAAUGGAAAAAAUAUCACAACAUGCAGUAUGUGUUGCUGGAGAUGGACAAUGUGAUUCACCCGGGCACAGUGCAAAAUAUUGUAUAUACACAUUGAUGGAUGUAGAAACUAACAAAAUAUUGAAUUUCAACAUUCAACAAAUCGGUAUUGGUUUAUCCUCUGUUGCCCUUGAAAAAAUAGCGUGCAAGAAUGCCUUGGAAUUUCUACUGCAAAAUAAAGUGGACAUAGACAUCGUUUGCACUGACCGGCACGUAUCCAUCAAAAAAAUGCUGCGUGAGGAAUAUAAAACAAUUGGUCACCAGUUUGAUGUCUGGCACUUAGCUAAAUCUAUUGGAAAAAAGCUACUUGCCGUCAGCAAAAAAAAACAAAAAACUGCCAAGAUUUAGCAGAAUGGAUAGGACCAAUUAAAAAUCAUUUAUGGUGGAGUUCUAAUACUUGUGAAUGCAAUCCAGAUGAACUUGUAAACAGAUGGAACUCUGUCUUGUACCAUGUCACCAACGUUCAUUUUUGGAAGGAUGAUAAUGGUCAGGAAUCAUCUUGUCAUCAUGACCAACUCCCUGAGGACAUUCAGUCCACCCGAAAAUGGUUAAAAAAACAAAGUGCCUGUUAUGUUGAACUUGGAAAAAUUGUCAUGGAUACAAGACUACAAAAAGACCUUAGACAUCUUAGCAACUUUUGUCACACUGGAGAUCUGGAAGUGUUUCAUAGUUCACUAACAAAAUACAGGCCUAAAAGACUUCAUUUUAGUACAGACGGGGUGUGUUCUUGAACACAGCUUGCUGCUCUUGACCAUAAUUAUAAUGUGAAUAGAGUGCAAGCAGUUGUUACAAGAGAGACUGAAACUAGCGGACCUUUAGGCACACCGAGGUACAAUCUUGCCUAUUCAAAAGCCCGGAAAGAGUGGUUUGUACGAUCAGUGUAUGAGCCAACCACUCAGGAAUUCGUCUCGAAAAUCAUGCAGGAUGUAAUGGGACUUGCCGAUGGAAACAUUUCCAUAGACUGGACCUCUCGCCGGUCAACAAUGCCUUCUAAUAUAGCACCAAUUGAAAAACCAGACAAGCAAUCAAUGGUUGAAAAACACCACUCAAGAUUUUAAUUUUUUACUUGUUUGUUAUGUGCUAUAUACUUGUUUAUGUGCUAUAUUGUUUAACAUGCAUAUUCAUGUAUAUUUUCAUGAGUAAAAAAUACUUUUUUUUAUUAAUGGUUUAUUAUUAUAGUGUUGUUUAUUUAAAAAUAUUAUUACUACUUGUUUUUGUGAAAUGUUUUCAUUACAGAAAGUAAAUUUUAAUCAUCAAUUGUUAAAAAAAAAACGUAAAUCAAAAAUAUUCAGUUUCAAAGGAACUAAUAUUUUUUUUAUAUGCCAUAUAAGACUACCUUUAAACAAGGUAAAAUUUUAUAGAAAACCGGGGGUUAUCUCAUACGCCAGGUGCUGCAGCUGGCCGAGAUACAAGGAGUAUGGAUUAUCUAUUUUUCAGUUGGUAUGUAUUUAAAAUUUCUGCUUUAUAUAGCAACUGACAAAUAAUAUCUUCUCUACUUUGAAUUGUUGCCAUCUUGACUAUUUAUUCCACACACAAUUCUUCACUGUUAAACAUGCAAAACAAACACAUUAGGAUCCGCAAU
Messenger RNA from Hyla sarda, 3445 nucleotides. RefSeq lists its product as uncharacterized. Lineage: Eukaryota; Metazoa; Chordata; Amphibia; Anura; Hylidae. The coding region runs from base 231 to 1217 and encodes 328 amino acids. The transcript has 4 exons. Gene Ontology annotation, molecular function: sequence-specific DNA binding. The record is from RefSeq and is a predicted model, not a curated record.